This is a messenger RNA of Cuscuta europaea, 885 nucleotides long. The record is from the annotation of a GenBank genome assembly. Lineage: Eukaryota; Viridiplantae; Streptophyta; Magnoliopsida; Solanales; Convolvulaceae.
GAAUGAUUUGGUGUUUUCACAGGACGCAUGGGCAAUAUGUAGGAUUUUCAAGAAAGCAAACUCCAAUGUACACAGGGCACUUUCUCAUCAAUCAUGGGUAGUUUCAUCUCCAAUUCCUCAAACUCCCUUUCAAGAUGUCUUAACCCUAGACACCAACAACACUCAUGCUCACACUCAUAAUACCUCUUGUUCAACCCUCCAAUUCCAUUGCACCAAUGGCUUCAAAUUCUCAACCGAGAUCGCCACCGCAACCGCCACCCCUCAGCCGCUAGAUCUCCUCCGCCCCUUCAACAACGCCUCCCCGAGCUACAACGCAUUUCCUUCUACCCUAUUCGCACAUCAUCAAACACCACUCCCCACCAACAUCAUUGCUAAUGAUGCUUCUUCCUUUUUGCUAGAAAUGUCAAGUUCAGUGUUCGGAGACUGUGGUGGUGGAUUAGUCACCGGUGGCUUUCCGGUGGUUCCACUACCGGAAAACCUUACGGAGGGGAGCCAAAAGGGGGAAGGUAAGACUGUGGUGGAUGGAAAGGAACCCCCAGAUAUAAUUGAUGAUUCCAUUAGGUUUUCUUUCAAUGGCUUCCCUUUGAGUAUGGGGUCUGAUACUAAUGCAUGCAAGUCUAGUGUGGUGUGGGAAUCUUCACCCUGUCCAAGUGAAAUCUCAUCCAGUUAUUCUACUAACACAAGUGCUACACUUGAGCACUUGUUAUAAUAUAUAAUAAAUAUUUGUAAGCUUCUCCCAGCUUGUGAGAAAGUGUAGUACUUUUUGAUGUAUUACUAGUCAACUUUACUAGUUUACUUCCUAGAAUAAUUACAUCUCUUUUUGGAACUGGGAUGGUCAUAUUUACCAGCGGCAUGCACUUGAUCUUUCUUGGUGAUGAAAUGCUG